AGAACAUGAGUUCCGGGGCGAACUGCUAAACCAAAGGUGGACCCGAGGGGAGAGGAUCAACAGCUGUGAGAGCCGAAAACGAUUAAACAGCAGGGACUCCAAGGUAAGGGGACCUAAUACAUCAUUUAUCAUUCGCUUCCGUAUGUCUGUCAUUCCGUGGCCUCCAGAGAGGCUGAAAUACAAACUACAUUCAAACUCCUUCAGAGGCUGUAUUGCAAAAUCCAGGCACGGAUCAGUCUUGUAAUAAAUGUCCAGAUUUUCCCAUCCAAAUGUCCGAGGACGGUUCUAGAUAAUUUCUAGUAUCCGACUGGGGACAUUCGUACUUUAGCGGGCUCACUAUUGGGGAUAUUUAAAUCGAACACCCCCACAGUGAAUACUAAUUGGUCAAAUACAGCAUAUAUCUCACAAACACAAAAAACUAAAUGAAUUAAAAAAAAAAAAAAAAUUAGGACAUCCAAUAUUUGUAUACCCAAUGGGUGCAUGUUUUUCUCAGCCAGUACCACCUCUGCUCUGCAAACAUUCCAUGCAUUCAUCAUUCUUGUUGAAAUGUACAGAGGCUUUACAUUUGUGCAGAGCCCACGGCUGAGUAUUACCCCUUUCUGCCAUAAUCCCUUUCCAAUCUCCAAUGAAACGGAUAGAUGCAUUCUAGGGAUGUAGAAUGCAUUUUUAAUAUAUUUUAAAAUUAUUUUACCAGUAGAAAUAAUUUGCAAUUUAUUUCACAUUAUCGCAGCCUGAAUAUCAUUUAUUCUUUCCUCUGCAACACUUUUUUCUCCCAGAUUAUGAAUAAAUCACAAUGUAGAUUUCUGUGCGGAUUACAUCGGUAGUAAAGGAUAUUUAUUGCAUGACAAACAAAGCACACGAUGUCCUAGGAGUUCUUAAAAAUAAAUGGACUCUAUUCAAUUAAUUUCAUCAUACGGGAGAUUAUGGUUCCCAGAUUCAUUUUUAUGUUAAAAAUGGCCGUAAUUUAAAGGGACGCUUUCACAUCACACAAUAUUUAAUACUAUGUUUACUUAUUGCUUACAUUUAGCAAAUAUGUAUUUGUUAGGUCUGAAAAUAAAAUGAAAUGUAGAAAUUCACAUCACUGCAGUUCCCUUUAUCCUGGAACUGAACACCACCAUCUUGGCUCCCAUUGCUGUAAGCACUUUGCACCUGUCAGUCAGCAUAGAGAGGAGGAGAAUUGAACACCGCCAUCUUGGCUCCCAUUGCUAUACAGAGUCCAUGCAUUGCAUUGUGCUAGUAUCUGAUUGUCUGUUUCUGUUUUGCUGAUAGGCCUACAAUGCACCGUUGUAUAGCGUUAUGUAUAAUAUAGUCUUACUAUAGCAGAUUUACAUGUUUGCUGAUGCGUUGUUCGUUAUGGUAGGUUUAGCAAUUUAAUUAAUCUGGGAUUAAUCUAAUGAUGUUCCUGAAAACCUCUAAUUGCAGAUGAAUGUGGAAAUUGACGACAAAAGAACACGCACGAGGUCAAAAACAAUCAGAGGUGAGUUUAUUACCUCCGCUAGGUCUGAUAAGCUCAAUGGCAUCCUCAGGAGAUAAGAGAGCUUCGCACCCUGCACGAACAAGUCAUACCUCAUUAGAGUCAUUCACAAAAAUACUAACAGCUCUGAGGACCAACCGAGAUUUAUGUUUAAUUCAAUCCGAACUUUUGAAAUCUCUUAAUUACUUACAAGCAUUCAUCUAGAGCACGCAGGCGGUGUAGUGCACAGUGAGGGGGCACCCAGGGGGACUGCAGCUAAAAGCUUUGCUAUUCUCACGCACACACUGGCUGUGCUCACAUCUCGAUGGUUCUUAUAAAGCCACAUGACUGCUAUUAACUGCAGCUUGUCCUAAUUAGUCAUCAGCACCCCCAAAACUGUGAACUCUACACCAAGUUUUUCAGAUGUUGAAAUUGAUUGUGUUAUAUCGAAAACCAAGCUGAGUGAUAAUACACCUUCCUGUCUCAGUGGACCCUUAUGUAGUCCAUAGAGUGACUUUGUGACUUCAUGGUCCAAACGAGAGCUGCAGCGCACCAAAAUUUGAGAUCCACUAAAUCUGAUGCAGAUAAUGUGUGGUACUGAGAGGUGGCCCUUUAGCAUUCUGUUUUUUAAAUCAGUGUAACGAACAACGAAACGUUUGAGAGCAGGUCUUGGACUAGCAGCAGACACAAAAUAUUUGUUCCUUCCAGAUGGACGCUUUCUGACCUGCUUUGUAAGAAUAGAUUAUAAAGCAUAGAUUAUGACGAACGAUAAGAACCAAUUGCUUUGUACAGUCUGCCAUUUCUUAAAUCCACCUAUAAGCUCAUAAUUAUUUGUUCUUUGGGAAGUGUUAUGUCUACACAUUAUUUUAUUUUAGUAAUUCACAUUCUGCUCCGAUUUAAACCCUUAACCAUUUAUAUUCAGUCUUAAAACUGAGCAGGUUGGCUGAUUUUUAAAAAUGUAUUUUUUUAUAAAACUAGUGCCCUGGAUCCUUAUUGUAGGAUACCACCUUAAUAAAAGAAUUAUGUGUCUCAAAACAAACGUCAGUAAAUCACAAUAUUAUCAUUUCAGUUAUAGUAGUGGUACUCAGAGCUCCUAUUUGGAGUUCUGGGAAUAGUGACGGAUAGGUUAACAUUUGAAAUUGAAGUGUUUUUUAUAUUGGAUGACCGAGUCUUUAUUGCAAACUAAUACAGAAUUUGUAUUGAUCUCUCGACAGCAGUCCCCGCUGAGCUCAUAGGACAGGAAGUGAGGUAAGAGGAUAUCCCAACCUACAUUCACUCAUCUUGGCUCAGUGGGUUUUUUUACAUUUUAUCUUUGUUAAUGCAUCAAACAUAUAACACUCGUCUGCAUGAGAAUGGACAGAGUUCAAUAACUUGGUCUAUGUAUAGUGCCCAAGGUCUCCUGUGUGUUUAAUAAACUGUGCUGUUAUAGAGGAGACUUCAGUGAGCCUAUUAACCUGGAGAACUUGCAAUCGCAGCCCCGAUCCGAGCUGUCAGACAACUUUCUUCUGUACUAAAGCUCUAGCAACCUUAGGCAGUCAUCUCACCCAAUUACAGGCCUGAGUGAGGUGUAUUUGAAUUCUAAAACAGAGUUCCCAACCCCGCUUUCAAGGCACACCAAAAGACGGGGAUUUAGGAAUUCCUUAAUUUUGUUCCAGUAGGCAUCUUGACUAAAGCAGGGCUGUUGGUGUGUGUUAGAUUGGGAGCCACUGCUUGGAUUUGGAUUGUCCUGUGUCUUCAGGAGAACCCUAAAAGUAUGAAAAUAUGCACAUAAACCUGAGAAAGGAAGUUUAAUGACCUGUUGUAUGAGAUGGAACUCAUUCCCGAUCUUGCCGUGAGUUUCAGCUCACUUGUUCCAUCACAUACGAAUGUCCAUUCUCAGUUGAGUGUUUUUCACAAACCGUUUGCCUUUCUGAUUGGGUGUAAAUAAAUAAAGCAGACCUCAGGGUCGUUGAAGGCUACAUUGGCCUUCCCUGUUCUAGAGCAUGGAGAUGGCUCACGCCAAGAGUAUCCAGCUUAAUAGCUGACGUCACACUACCCUCUGAGCCUCUGAUUCUACAGCAACCAAAGUGUUACAAAAUAAAAGGAACACACAGUAUACUCUGAGCUGUGCACAUUCAGUUCUUUAAUUAAGCAUAGUCAUAAAGCUGUAAUGAACACUCUAUUAAUUAGAUGGGGUGAAGUGUUUCAUUAAUCUGAAGCAGGCAUGUGGUUCACUGGAAUUAAACUGAUCAGGAUGAAUGAAAGCCCGUCAGAGGGUAAAGGUUCUCGUUCCUCCUUGGCUCCCGUGGUGACCUAAUAUCGCUCUUCUUUACUUUCUCUCAAGCUGUCCCACCCCAGGCUGCAUUGGCUCAGGACACACAAGUGGAAAGUAUGCAAGACACAGAAGGUGAGUGUGCUCUUAGAAGCUGACUCGUAUGGAUGUAAUUCAUUCUGUAAUACUAGUUCUGCAUAUCUCCAGAAACUCAAACAAUCGUAGCUACAGAGAUAUGGUCAUCUCGUCAUAGUCCGGAACAGGGGUGGGCAAACAUCAAACACAGUGAAUCAUUGGUUUUGUGAUCUUAAUGAAUGGAGGAGGUCAUAAGAUACAGCACUGUGACAAAAUUUAGUCUGGGCAGACCAUUAUUCUGGAAAAUUGAAAAUUUUCCCGAUGACCCGAUGAGGUCAUUUUGUUCUUGAUUAUGUUGGCUAAAAGUUAACUCACCGCAACCUACUGUUUAGAUGAAACCUCUAUAUGAGCCAAGACCCAGAUCAGUCAAUAUUUUUAUCGAAACAUACCCAGCAGCAAAGAAGCAACGAUUCACAUUCAUUGGUUAGUUUCAGACGGUUCAAGCAUCUUGCGUUAAACUUAUCUGCACAGCUGAAUUUCUCUCCAAACCUGUCCCUGUCAUUCCUGCAUGGAACGGGUAGAAAUUCAUGAUCAAAUUACAGAUAAUUUUUCUAAGUAACAAGAGACAGCUCAGUGAGAGGUAACUAAAUUACAUAGCAUUUGGCUCUCAUUGGAAGCACUGCGGAUAGGAAACCGUUUUAUUGCUAACGUAUAAAGAAAAUUGUGCCCAAAGGAGACAAGUGCAGAAAUAUAAUAAAAAAAUGUCCCUAUGGGAAAUGAACCUCUUCCCUAACGAAUUAACUGAUUUUUAUUGAGAAGCACUUUUUUAAUACAUAAUAUGCAUAUAUUUACAUCAAAACUACCCUCUGACUAUUAUUAAAAUGCAAUGAAUAAUUCCUAAAUGUCAUGUCCUGAAUUAUUAACAUGAAACUGUCACCUGAAAUAUUCUUAACCUAAAUCACUUAAAAAAAUAUAUCGCCAACAAAUUAUAGUUUUAUCUAACUAGACCUCAAUAUAAUAUUGUUUAAUAAGCUGCUCGAAUGAUUUAAGAUUUUUGGUUAGACUUUUAAAAUAUUUUUUUAAACAUAUUAACAUAUUCAAAUAUAAAAAAUAUAUCAUACCUAAAAAUAUAUCAAUAUAUAAAAAAAUAUCAAAAUAUAUUUUUCAUGAUAUUAAAUAGUUUUAAAAGUGUAUCAAAAAAUAUUAAAUGAUUUGAGAAGCACAGACCUAACAAUAUUAAAGUGAGGCCUAAAUCACAAUAAAUUUAUGCUACGAUUUCCAUUUGAAGUUAGGAAAGUUUUUCAGAGUGGAAAUUCUAUUUUGAAAUUUUGAAAGCUUCCACGACAGUUACAGAUAAAGAAAAACACAGAAUAAAUCCAGAAAAAGAUGCAGAGCGUCAGUCAAAACCCAGUGUUUCUGGAUUUUUCCUGACUUGCUCCUGGCAUUCCAUAGUGCACGGAUGAGGAAAUUCAGUUCUCCAACUGCUUCAUGUAAUUAAAGAAAUGAUGUGUUGAAACAUUUCUCUUGUACUUUGUACCAGUUUACAAAGUUGCCCCCUGGCACGAAAACGCAAGAUUCAGGAUGCCGAAGCAGAACAUGUUUCUUCAAAGAGGAAAUCACACCCACUCAAGCUUGCCCUGGACGAGCGGUACAAUGUGGACAGCGAUGGAAGUGAGGAAACAGAGGUGAAACAGGAAGAGUCUGGGUCUGAGGACUCUGAAGGAAGUUUAGAGGAAAUCGAAGAAGAAUCUGAAAUGGCAGAACCCAAAGAUAUGCCCAGCCCAAAAUCUCCUGCAGAAGGUAAUCCUCUUUGUUUAGGAGAUGUAAGACAUGUGUGUACCUACAACUCUUGUCAUGUAGUAAUUCCAUUACUUCUCCCUUAGAAUUUCCCCCAGAAUUUCUCUUUAUACACAACUCCCAUUUAAGGGUCUUGCUUGGUUCCAGGAAGACAUGGGGCUUGAGCCCAAAGGAAAACUAUGUGACCCUUACACUGGCAGAGAGGUGGGGGUAUGUCAUGAAGAUCCCCAUCUUUCUAUGGUUAGUCGCCUCCUCUCUACCCAUGAUUAGCGUGCCCAGGUAUUCACUGCAAUCCUGCCAAGCUACCUAAGUAAUACAGGAAUGUUCAGCAACGCUCUUUAUCUCCUACCAACAGUCACCUGGGGGUCACCACCCCUCUAAGUAGUCUAGCAGAGCAUAACAAUACUGAUCUUUUUUUUUUUUUUUAAAAGGAGGCUGGAUACUCGAUAUAAAACUCAACUAGCAGUAGAGAUUCAGGGCUAAAGAGCCGUAUGCCCCCAGUGUAUGUUGCUAAAUGAAGUAUUUCAGAUACUGACACCUCUUCCUCACAUAGAAUAUUAAGGCUGACUAACACUAAACUAACACUAAACUAUUGGUGGAGUAAUGGAUACAAUCCCAAAAUAAAAUGUUUGCUAACAGGCUGAUAUUAUGGCAUGUUCCUCUCUGUUUGAAAUAUACUCUUUGACCAUUUGAGAAUCCUAUUUACUGCAGCUCAGUGAAAUGCAUUUCAUUGAUUGAUAUAUAUAUUUACAUACAUGCAAAAUAAACCAGAAACACAGUAUGGAUCCCUGAAACCGUGAGUGCAAGCAGUGCAGUUCACUGUGCAGCCUGAACAAUACAUCACACAAUACCAGACAUGAUCCCUUGCUGGCCAGACAUGUCUUGGAAACACAGGAACAUGAAUUCCCCAGCCUGACAAGAUCCUGUAGUAAUUAGAACAUACCUAGUAACGAGUUUCCUUUCAACAGGCAUCAAGACUAUCUAAUGGGGGUUAUGUGCGAGCCGUGUUUCCAGCUACAUAAUUGCAAGAUUAAUUUACUUCACAGUGUAAUUACAAAAAGAGUAAUGUCAACCUUUUUUUCUCUGUACAUUUUUUUUCUUUGUAGAUGAAAAACCAACAUUUACAGAGGAAAUAUCCAACACAGAGAAAAGUUCUCAAGAAAAACCCAGUUACAGCAGCUACCAAGAAAUUAUUGCCAAUUCGCUUCUGAAUCUGGGGCACGUAGCGAAGCAAACACUUGUGUCAGAGGGGCAUUUAGCAGAAAGUGAACUGGACUCUCCCAAACCAAGUAUUGGUGCAGUGGAGAUAGUACAGGAGGAGGAGGUGGAAGAAGCCCUGGUAGAAGAUGUGUGCGAUAAAGAGAUUAUCAUCCAGACUGAAGAUGCUGAAGAGGUCAUUGAGGUCACUAGUGAACGGAGCAGUGAGCUGUGUCUUGAAUCAAGGGACGAUGUCAACUGUGAAGACACCUGCAAGUUGCAGAAGGAUGUAGAGGAGGAAGAAGAUGAUGAAGAUGAUGAUGACGAUCUUGAUGAAGACGAUGAUGAUGAUGAUGAUCUGGAAGACUUUGAAGAGGAAGAAGAAGAACGACCCACCGAGACGAUCAACCAAGUUAUUCCCCAUGUUUCUCAGGACUCCCCUAAAAUCCACUGUGAAGGACAGUUCAGUCCUAAACCUGAAUAUUCAGUCAUUGUGGAGGUCAGGUCAGAUGAUGAUAAAGACGACGAUAACCAUUCACAAAAAUCAGCCGUUACGGAUGAGUCCGAGAUGUAUGACAUGAUGACCAGAGGAAACUUAGGGCUUUUAGAACAAGCGAUUGCUCUCAAAGCCGAACAAGUCAAAGUUGUUCGAGAGCCAAGUCGAAUUCCUGCUGAUAACCCCAAGAAUUUCCAACCAGAUGAUAAACAAAACAGAUCAAUAGACACCAUGAGGAAAAACUUUUAUGGUAAAAAUGUUUCUUUGUCUAAAAUACUGCAUGCUUUUUAGAAACCAAUAUUGUUCUUAGACAGAGUUAAAGCAUGGAAAAAUCAUCCGUAAAUUAGUUUUAUUGAAUUCUGCACUUGACCAAAAAAAUGUGUUGCAAGUUCCGACUUUGCAGAAAUAAAGCCUACCCACGCAUUUUAUGCGUUAUCUCUUAACGCACAGCAUGGUAGAUUCUCCAAGUUUCAAGCCCCGUAGCAAUAUGUUUUGCAGUGUACAGCUCAUUAUACAGCGGCCAACAACCAACAUCCGACAUUUUCUGCUUUCUAAGCAAUGUGGGUCUUUGCUAGUAUAUGUUGUUUCUUUUCCACACUAUUUGAAAGCUGAUAUAAUAUACGUCUCUCGCUGCUUCAUCCUCGGGAUGAUGGAGUAAGUGUAAUGUAAUCUCCAUGUGGUUGUGUCUGUGAGUUCACAGGAAACAGAUUAGCAAACUAGAAAUGAAAUAAGAUCUUUCGCAUUGAUCCUUGGGGUAAUUUUUAGCUGAGCUAUGAUAUUGCGCAUUAACGUUAGCCGCGUGCGGAGGGUGAAAAGUAUUUUGUUACACUUUGAUUAUGCUGACACAAAGAUGAUAAAAACUGCAUGAAUUGUUCCUUUGUCUGAUACAAAUGGGUCUUAAAUAUAGUUCUGUUACUGUAUAAAAAAAAAAAAACACUUUUACAAUAUUAUGUCAUAGCAUGUCAUUAUUCGUUAUAGCAAGCAUGUACGUUUGUGCUUAGAACAUAUCUCCCAGGAUGCACCUUGCAUUGUUCCUGAUUGGUUGCAUAUUAUAGACAUUCGUUCAAGUGUCAGUAUUUCUUUUAUAACUAACUAGUACAUGCCUCCAAGCAGGCUUAGUGAAUUGAUAUAAAAUAAAUUAUAAUAAUACAAUAAAUGCUAUCAAAAUGAAAAGAUUUCUCGAUUAUAGAAAAAAACGACUUUCUUUGGUGACGAUUCCUUAUUCAACAAAGGACUCAACAGGAAGGGAUAUAUCAAAUUCAAAAAUUUAAUUUCUAAUUUUAUUUUUACAAAUACUGUAUUUAUUGAACAGAAUUCUAACAUGGGUUUCCACAAACUGGGCAGAUAAAUUGUAUAGACUUAUAUGUACUUUGAUUGUUCAGAUGCAGCCAGGCCAGAGAAGAGAGAGAUUAAAUGCCCCACCCCGGGCUGUGACGGUACCGGACAUGUCACAGGACUGUAUCCCCAUCACAGAAGCCUCUCAGGAUGUCCUCACAAAGACAGGAUUCCUCCAGAGAGUACGUAUCAUUUUGUAAUUGUGUGUAUAUAUAGUAUCAGUCACUUGGGGCGGUAGUUACAUCAUUCAUAGCAGCUGAUAGCAACUUGCUACCUCAAGGGGACAAUUACCAAAUGACACAUCCUUUUUUUUGCAAUGAGACGUGUUCAUCGCUGUGUGCGAGCCUGUGACUACUUAAGGGCAGUCUGGACCCUAUAAUUAUGUCUAUGACCACUACUGUAUACACAGUUCCUUCCUGGAGUACUUGCGGUCCUAUCAUGUGUUUUUAUAAUGUUAUGGGUUUACCCAUUCAUCCAGUGACUCAUGCAGGAUGGAUUGUCAGCUCCCUGAUCAAGAAUUUAAUCGUUUUCUAAGGGAUCCUUUCAAUCCCUAGUUAACACAGCAAAAUGUUGCCUUGUUUUUCCCAGAAUGCACUUUGCUUCUUCAUUAAAUGAGAACAAUGUGUAGGACUACUGUUCUCAUGAUAUUUUGCCAGCCUUUAGACUGACACAUUAUAGCAGGAGUCAUAGUUCGGCAUUGACUGCAUUUACUCCAUUAGCCUACCCCUGAUGCUGACAGUUAACUUUAUUUAUAUGCAGAAGCCGUAUUGUGCACUGUUCUGGUGGGUAGAGGAUAAAUCGUUUUGUUUGUGUUUAUUUUCUCCUGGCACAGUUCUGGCAAUGCACGAGAAUGUGUUGAAAUGCCCAACGCCGGGCUGCACUGGACAAGGUCACGUGAAUAGUAACAGGAACACACACAGGAGGUAAAUAUUUCAAUUGAUGUACGCGGUAUUCCGACCUCAGCCUCAGAGAGAAUACAGAUUUACCUUAAAAAGACACCGUUACAAAGAGUACAAAUUAAUGUAACAUCACGAACGUGGGCAUGUAUUGUAACGCAAAUCCCAAGCAGUAUUCCUAUUUUGACUAAACUUCUUGAAAGUGGCGAUCAAGUCAAUUAUCCCCAAAUUUUUUCACAUUUUGUUUGUAAAAAUAAGUUCAUGAUUCUGUUGCUCUCCUGUCCUUGUUGGAGUCCGAAUCCCAAAAUCCUUUCGCAGUUCUAUUAAUAAGCCUUGCAUUAAUCUACUAGUGUCACAAAUUUCAUUGGAAAUCCUCCUCUAUGCAAGAGUAAACAGAUAAUCACAUGUUUGCUCUCCCAGCCCCUGUGUUUACCCAGCAAUCAACCUGCAGGCACUUUUCAGAACCAAUGUUGGUUUUCAUAUUUGUCUCAAAUCUUUCGAUGGUAACUGAAUUGCAUUUUGCAGCUUGUCCGGAUGCCCGAUUGCUGCGGCUGAAAAGUUAGCCAGAUCUCAUGAAAAGACACAGCAGCCAGGGGACCUCUCCAAAAACAGCCCUAGCUCAGACAGAAUACUCAGGUACGUGCAAAUAAAAACAGGAUGUGGGUCCCUUUUACCACAUGAGAUCUUCCUUUAUUAUUUCAUUAUUACCCCAAUUAUUACGCAGUUUGGUCUGGAAUUACCUCUUUGGGUUGGAAGACAAUGUUUGCUCCUUCUCUUGAAGGCGUAGUAUGGAAUUUUUCUAUUGAGGGCCUACAGGACUCUUGACUGCCUAUUCACUAAUUUGUUUCUGGUUCCGCUGUGUGUCUGACAGGCCCAUGUGUUUUGUGAAGCAACUGGAGAUUCCCCAAUUUGGCAGCUAUCGACCCAAUAUGGUGCCUGCGACCCCCAGGGCAAACCUGGCCAAGGAGCUCGAAAAAUACUCCAAGGUCACCUUCGAUUAUGCAAGUUUUGAUGCUCAGGUUUUUGGCAAACGCUUGCUUGCUCCAAAGAUUCAGACAAGCGAAACCUCACCCAACGCCUUUAAAUGUAAGUACAAUCAACAUAACAGUGGUGUAGUCCAGGAGGUGGAAAUAAUGCGCAGAGUUAUAAACACUGGGGGCGGUGUACUGAGACUGAGAAUCACCAAAAAGAAGACUAAGGCUCUGCUAAUGCAGAAUUGGCCAUAAAAAUAGACCCCAACACUGUCAUACAAUUGAUGCCUGGCAAAGCAUCAUGUGGAUUGCAGUUCUAAAAGAGCUUACAAAUGUGCCUUUUGGCCAUCUCUCUACGAGUGUGUAAAAAUGAAGUUCUGAAAACAUGACUUUUUUGAGCGCUAUAUGUUAUUGCAGUGUGAUAAAAAUGGCUGCACACUCUCUCACAGAGGUGAAUAUCUAAAAAAUGGGGCUCACCUACAGUAACAGCACAGUGACUAAAUAGCUCAGAUAAACUUAGAAACAUAGAAUGUGACGGCAGAUAAGAACCAUUCGGCCCAUCUAGUCUGCCCAAUUUUCUAAAUACUUACUUUAGUCCCUGGCCUUAUCUUAUAGUUACGAUGGCCUUAUGCCACGCAUGCUUAAACUCCUUUACUGUGUACUCCAGCUUUUACAUUAAAAAAAACCCCACCUUUCCCCCAAUACUAUCUAAAAACAGACAAGUAAUUACUAAUAAGAUGUCAGGUUUAUUAGACAAGUCAAAGACUUUUUAAAAAAUAUCUCAUUCUCAUAACUAAUGAACUGUUUUAAUAAAUGUUCACUUUUUCCUCUGUCGAUUAGUGUGAUCUUGGGCUUUCUGAAACGAUGUAUUCAGAAAGACAUGAUAAAUCUGAUCAAAUCACCUGGUAAUUGCAACCGGCCACAACUGAGCUUGCAGAAACCAGCUUUGUUAUGUUUUUUUUUGCGUAGUUAUGGUUGUUUUAGCGCAGUUGUGAUUGUUUUAGUGUAGUUGUGGUUGUUUUAGCGCAGUUAUGGUUGUUUUAGUGUAGUUGUGGUUGUUUUAGCGAAGUUGUGGUUGUUUUAGCGUAGUUGUGGUUGCUUUAGUGGGUUGGUUGGGAGUCAAAAAUGUGCUAACUAGUUUUUAUUUAGUCUAUUGGGUUCUUUACUGAAUACAGAGGCUGCUUUGUCUUCCGUAUUAGGAAAGAUAUAGAUAAGGGCAGUGCGGGAAGUGGAAACCUCGAUUAUAGUUCUGAAGAUCUCCCUGCGGAAAUAUUCCGGCUUCUCACAUUCGCGCUGUAAUCCAGAUGCAGUUGGACAAUCUAAAGCAUUCCUGCCCCAGAGACACCAGCUUAUUGCAGUGCGAUGGCAAAUUAUGUUGCAGUUAAACCUGUAGAGGAUGGAACUAAAAUGCUGGCCCACGGCCAGUCCUGCCAGCCUGCUUUACAGCUGACGGGAAACUAAUUUGUUUACAGCAAAAGUAAAAAAAACAAAAAACAAAUACAAAACAAUAUUCUCUUGCUGAAUAAAAUCAGCUCAUUUGCAGUAUUAGGAUAAGACUUCACAGGAUAAUUGUUCUGACGAAAUGAAUUACGACAAACAGAAUAUAAUACAGUUUCUAAACAAUCCUCCUCUCCGCUAACGCACUGAUUGAAAAUCUAUUUGAGCUGGAAAAAUGUAUUAAAUGUGAAACGUCAGCGGGAAGGCAGAGGCGAAUUGAAGAUGAUGCAUUCUAGUUUUCUUAUUUCCCAAAGGGGGCAGUUUAGACUAUUCAUAGAUAGGGGAGUGCGCAAUGCAAUUCAUUGUGUUUGUGGUCCAUUGCUCAGCUGAAUGUUAAGAUCGCGCAUGGAUGGAAGUUGUCAAUAUUUGCAUUUACAUUGAAUGUUCAGUAUAUUUAGCAAGCUUUUUGUUUUUUGCACGUUUUACAGCCAAACAAUUCCCAAAAGCCUCUUCCCCAAGUCACAGCCCAUCCAGCAGUUAUGUAAAAAGUACUUCUUCUUCCUCCUCUGGCUUCGAUUACACCCACGACGCAGAGGCUGCUCACAUGGCGGCCACCGCCAUCUUGAAUCUUUCAACGCGCUGCUGGGAGAUGCCGGAAAAUCUUAGCACCAAGCAACAAGAUCUGCCUAGUAAAGUGAGUUACUCACCCAGGCUGGUUUUAAACAGGUGGCAGGUUUUAGAUGGAAACACGGUUUGCUAUGAUUAGGGAUUUGAUUAACAAAAAUGUGAGUUGGAAUAUGAUGACGAUCAACGUCAAAAAUACAAACCAAUAUUGUUGGGUUGGAUAAAAGAUUUCCGGUUCAGAUACCUUUUUUCCCAGCUUUACUGGCAUAAAUUUAGAGAAAUGUUGAAGCCAUGUUGGCGAAGCAAGCCAGUGUUAACCCUAAAUAUACUAAACUCCUAAAUAUCUAGGGAUAUUUGAAGAAACCAAAAAAGUGAAUUGUGUAGCUAGAAGGGAAACAGAAGGUAUCAAGAAAAGAAAAAAAAAAAAAAAACUAAAAAAAGAUUUCAAAUUACAAACACAAUACAACAGCAGUAGAGGAAAAGGAAAAAUUUGGGGGAUUUAAUGGGUGUUGUUCUGGAAGCUGUUGAGCCUGUGAAGUAUGGUGCUCAGUAGAGAGUACACGAUGAGCAUUAUGGUAAAAUGUAUUAAGAUAUCUGGGAUAACUGGGAAAUGAUCAACUUUAGAGAAAGCAGAUUGUGGAGCACUAGAUCAUACUGCAAUGGUAGAACACCAACAUUCAGGUGCAAGGCCUUUACUUUUAUAUUUGUCCCACAGUCCAUGGAUAUUGAAGUUGAUGAAAAUGGUACAUUGGAUCUGAGCAUGAACAAACACAGGAAACGUGAAAGCACGUUUCCCAGCAGUAGUAGCUGCAGCAGUAGCCCAAGUAUGAAGUCCCCUGACCAGUCUCAGCGCCAAAACUGCACCAGUGCCACCAGCAGCACCAUGACUUCUCCUCAGUCCAGCCAGACGUCUCGGCAAGAUGAUUGGGAUGGACCCAUCGAUUAUACCAAGCCGAAUCGCCAGAGAGAAGAGGAACCAGAAGAAGUAGGUACUGGGGAACGGGUAGCUUUUUAUACAGUUUUUAGUGAAGUACGUAACAUUAACAUGUUUGUGUCCUGUAAUAAGGUAAUUGUUAUUUCUUGUAUAUUCAAAAUUAAAUUAGUGUUCUGGUCAAAUUGUAAUUCUCGUGAAGGCUCUAAAAGUGCUGCAAUAAGUAAGAUGAUUCCUUUUAGUAUUAAUGGUGACUUUUCAAGCCCCAAAACAUUGAGCUUUUCUUCUUAGCUCAGUUAUAUUUGUAUGCUUUGUUGGGUUUUGAGUCCUGUAGAAUUUAUUUUUCUGGGAUUAUGUCAAAGCAGUCAGAGCCUCAAAAAAUUUAUUUUUCUUUUUGUUUGCUUGAUUUAAGUCUGAGCCUGCAGGAGCAUCUUUUGCUUCCUCGGAAGCUGAUGACCAAGAGUUGCAAGAAGAGAACUUUGAGGAUCGGAAAUAUCCAGGGGAUGUCACAUUAAGCAAUUUCAAACUGAAGUUUCUCUCCAAGGACAGCAAGAAGGAGUUACUGACGUAAGUCAAAAUCCAGGAUAAAGCUAGCUGUUCCACUCGUUAUAUUGAUAGCUUUCACCCCUAAAUCUAAUCAUUAAAGGACACACAUUUGGUUUUCUGGGUCUCGAGAAGGUACAAAACAAAAUAGCACAACUCAAGUUUCUGAAGAACUGUUAUCAGUUCAAAAGGUAGGCAAGUGCUUACCUGAUGAGUUUAAUUUGAGAAGAGCCCCAUUGCCAGCUAUUCAUUUUAAUAUACUCCUGUUGGGAGGGCAGGGGAACGGGUUAUUUGUCAAAUAUGGCGUUCUCUUGAAUUUUUAAGGUCCUCUUAUUUGACCAGUCCCUCAGAGAACAGGUCUUUUGGACACAGCUAAUCAAGGUGCAGAUUAUCUUUAAUCCUUCUCUUGCAAUAUAUUGCAGUACCCUCUGGGCAAGAAGGAGCUCAAAUAUCUAAAAUUAGUCUGCAUUUCUAAAUUAACAUGUUUAAUAAAUACACAAGUGGUGAGUCAGCAGCAGAAUUAUCAAAAGACAUGGUCUGGAUUGUGCACUGUCUUCUUCUGUAGUCUUGGGUGGUUUUGUGAAAAGAUUUUGUUCUUAUGUUAUAACCUAUCCAAAAACAUGUAAAGGGACCCCAUUUUGCCUAGACGUACCCCCUGCAUUUAGUCUGGCAGAAAAUGCAUCUCCCGUUGGACUUACAUGAACCAAUAUUCUCCUAGAUAUUUUGCUGCACAACGGGAAAUUCGGCCAGUACGAGAUGGGGGGUGCGCAAGUCCAAAAGGGGGCGAUGGAGGAAAAAAAUCAGCAACCCUCCUGAAUGAGUAAGUUCUCAAAAAAAUGUAGAAAUAAAAUUAUAUAUGAGGGUUUGUGUGCACAGCAGGAGACCACUGAUUUUUAAGUUAUAAUAAAGGGAUUUGCAGGAUCUGAUGUUGUCGGCCAUAGCUGGAUGCUAUGUCCAUUCUCACAUACAUAAUACUCUUGUCAUCUGUAAAGCUCUAUUAAAGGAACUCUCCAAACACUAUGACCACUACAGUGAGCUGUAGUGGUUAUUGUGCAAGGAGUACCCUGGUGCCCUCCAAGGGUAAGUAAUCAAACCCUUUGCAAAGUAUCAGUUGCAGCCUCCUGUGGAGCAAGAAGCUCCUGCAGGGAGCAUUCAUCAGCACCCUUAAAGUAAGCCCUGCAGUGCAGGGUCAUCUUGUUGGCUGAGAUCGUCAGCUGACCUGCAUUACUGGGAUAAACUCAGGGUAGAGAGCAUCCAGCUCUCUUGGAGAAGGUGACCGACGCUUGGUGGAAUACUGUGUAGCGGGGGGGAGGGAGGAGUUGGACCAGGGCACUCCUGGCACCGUAACCACCACAGUGCGCUGUAGUGAUUUCAGUGCUUGGAGUGUUCCUUUAACGCUGAGAUUGGCAGAAUGGGUGCAGAUCACUAAAAGCAAAAACAUGUAUUUGUCUUUUUUUAUGUGUCCAGACUGGAGAAUAUUUCAGGAAGUAAAAUAAGAUGAUUAUACAAUGAUAUGAAUAAGAAGAAUAUUGAUUAUUUUAGACUGUGAAAAAAUGUUAACUAUCACAAUGCAAUUUUUAGGUCAAAAAUGAAUUAGAGAAAUUAUCUAGUUGGUUAUUUUUUCAGUUUGGCUGUUCUGACCUUUGUAAUUCCCACUGUCCAUAGAGAGCAUUGCUUGCAGACUGUCCAUAGAGAGCAUUGCUUGCAGGCUGUCCAUAGAGAGCAUUGCUUGCAGGCUGUCCAUAGAGAGCAUUGCUUGCAGGCUGUCCAUAGAGAGCAUUGCCUGCAGGCUGUCCAUAGAGAGCAUUGCUUGCAGGCUGUCCAUAGAGAGCAUUGCUUGCAGGCUGUCCAUAGAGAGCAUUGUUUGCAGGCUGUCCAUAGAGAGCAUUGCUUGCAGGCUGUCCAUAGAGAGCAUUGUUUGCAGGCUGUCCAUAGAGAGCAUUGCUUGCAGGCUGUCCAUAGAGAGCAUUGCUUGCAGGCUGUCCAUAGAGAGCAUUGCCUGCAGGCUGUCCAUAGAGAGCAUUGUUUGCAGGCUGUCCAUAGAGAGCAUUGCCUGCAGGCUGUCCAUAGAGAGCAUUGUUUGCAGGCUGUCCAUAGAGAGCAUUUCCUGCAGGCUGUCCAUAGAGAGCAUUGUUUGCAGGCUGUCCAUAGAGAGCAUUGCCUGCAGACUGUACAUACUGAGCAUUGCUUGCAGACUGUCCAUAGAGAGCAUUGCUUGCAGGCUGUCCAUAGAGAGCAUUGCCUGCAGACUGUACAUACUGAGCAUUGCUUGCAGACUGUCCAUAGAAAGCAUUGCUUGCAGACUGUCCAUAGAGAGCAUUGCUUGCAGGCUGUCCAUAGAGAGCAUUGUCUGCAGGCUGUCCAUAGAGAGCAUUGUCUGCAGGCUGUCCAUAGAGAGCAUUGUUUGCAGGCUGUCCAUAGAGAGCAUUGCUUGCAGACUGUCCAUAGAGAGCAUUGCUUGCAGGUUGUCCAUAGAGAGCAUUGCUUGCAGACUGUCCAUAGAAAGAGCAUUGCUUGCAGACUGUCCAUAAGGUCAAAAUAGCUGAACCUUAAUAUUUUCUGUCAGCUAUGCUCUUUGUUUGGCUAAUCUGGCAAUACAAUUAGAAAUACUCUUUUAUUUAAUUUAAAAUUCUCACUUUAGUAAAUAACCCAUGGUUACAUUAUUUUUUUAUCAAACUCCUAGUUUGUGCAACCUGAUUACUAUGAUCGAACGUGGUAUCUGUUGUUCUGCGCUGUGGCACGCGUGGUUGUUGAAGUGAGAUGUAUCUUGAAUGGUGACCUUGUAUCACAUUGGUCAAACUCUCAGUAACUUUACUGCUGCUAAAAUAAAAGGCUGCUGGAAGCAUGUGAUGGCAAUAACCAGUCGGAUCAUGGGAUUUCCCAGUUCAACCAAUUAGUGCAUUUCUCUAAAAAGGCUUUAUGACUGUUUGAUGUGCCAGAAUUAUAUUUAUGCUAAAAUAAAGUCAGGGUUAUCUUGGAAUCGAUAUUAAAAUAUCUAAUUUCACGCAGUGCGCUAUCUCACUGGAGAUCUCAUUCCAUGCAGUGUGUUAUCUCACUGGUGAUCUCAUCCCAUGCAGUGCACGUUUUCACUGGAGAUCUCAUUCCAUGAAGUGCGUUAUCUCACUGGAGAUCUCAUUCCAUGCAGUGCAUUAUCACACUGGUGAUCUCAUUCCAUGCAGUGCACUUUUUCACUGGAGAUCUCUUUCAAUGCAGUGCUUUAUCUCACUGGUGAUCUCAUUCCAUGCAGUGCAUUAUCACACUGGAGAUCUCAUUCCAUGCAGUGCAUUAUCUCACUGGUGAUCUCAUUCCAUGCAGUCCACUUUCUCACUGGAGCUCUCAUUCCAUGUAGUGCAUAAUCUCCCCAGUAAUCCCAUUCCAUUUAGUGCGUUAUCUCCCCAAUGAUCUCAUUCCGUGCAGUGCGUUAUCUCUCCAAUUAUCCCAUUCUAUGCAGUGCAUUAUCUCGCCAAUGAUCCUAUUUCAUGCAGUUCAUUAUCUUGCCAAUGAUCUCAUUCCAUGCAGUGCAUUAUUGCUCUAAUGAUCCCAUUCCAUGCAGUACGUUAUCUCCUGAAUUAGCCCAUUCGGUGCAGUGCAUUAUCUCUCCAAUUAGCCCAUUCCAUGCAGUGCGUUAUCUUGCCAAUGAUCCCAUACCAUACAGUGCGUUAUCGCUCCAAUUAUCCCAUUUCAUGCUGUGCGUUAUCUCCCAGUGAUCCCAUUCCAUGCAGUGCGUUAUCUCCCGAAUUAGCCCAUCCCAUGCAGUGCGUUAUCUUGCCAAUGAUCCCAUUCCAUGCAGUGCGUUAUCGCUCCAAUGAUCCCAUUCCACGUAGUACAUUAGCUCCCCAACGAUCCUAUUCCAUGCUGUGCAUUAUCUCUCCAAUGACCCCAUUACGUGCAGGGUGAUAUCUUGCCAAUGAUCCCAUUACAUGCAGUGCGUUAUCUUGCCAAUGAUCCCAUUACAUGCAGUGCGUUAUCUUGCCAAUGAUCCCAUUCCACCCAUUCCGUGAAGUGCGUUAUUUCACUGGUGAUCCCAUUCCAUGCAGUGCGUUAUCUCCCCAAUGAUCCCAUUCCAUGAAGUGUGUUAUCUCCCCAACGAUUCUAUUCCAUGCAGUGCGUUAUCUCUCCAAUAAUCCCAUUCCAUGAGUGUGUUAUCUCCCCAACGAUCCUAUUCCAUGAGUGUGCUAUCUCUCCAAUGAUCCCAUUCCAUGCAGUGCGUUAUCUCCCCAACGAUCCUAUUCCAUGCAGUGCGUUAUCUCUCCAAUGAUCCCAUUCCAUGCAGUGCGUUAUCUCCCCAAACGAUCCUAUUCCAUGAGUGUGUUAUCUCUCCAAUGAUCCCAUUCCAUGCAGUGCGUUAUCUCCCCAACGAUCCCAUUCCUCUCCAAUGAUCCCAUUCCAUGCAGUGCGUUAUCUCCCCAACGAUCCUAUUCCAUGCAGUGCGUUAUCUCUCCAAUGAUCCCAUUCCAUGCAGUGCGUUGUCUCCCCAACGAUCCUAUUCCAUGCAGUGCGUUAUCUCUCCAAUGAUCCCAUUCCAUGCAGUGCGUUGUCUCCCCAACGAUCCUAUUCCAUGCAGUGUGUUAUCUCUCCAAUGAUCCCAUUCCAUGCAGUGCAUUAUCUUGCCAAUGAUACCAUUCCAUGCAGUGCGUUAUCUCUCCAAUUAUGCCAUUCCAUGCAGUAUGUUAUCUCCCCAACGAUCCUAUUCCAUGCAGUGCGUUAUCUCCCCAAGAUCCUAUUCCAUGCAGUGCGUUAUCUCCCCAAUGAUCCUAUUCCAUGCAGUGCGUUAUCUCUCCAAUGAUCCCAUUCCAUGCAGUGCGUUAUCUCUCCAGUGAUCCCAUUCCAUGCAGUGCAUUAUCUUGCCAACGGUCCCAUUCCAUGCAGUGCAUUAUCUCUCCAAUGAUGCCAUUCCAUGCAGUGCGUUAUCUCUCCAAUUAUGCCAUUCCAUGCAGUGCGUUAUCUCCCCAACGAUCCUAUUCCAUGCAGUGCGUUAUCUCUCCAAUGAUCCUAUUCCAUGCAGUGCGUUAUCUCCCCAACGAUCCUAUUCCAUGCAGUGCGUUAUCUCUCCAAUGAUCCCAUUCCAUGCAGUGCAUUAUCUCUCCAAUGACCCCAUUACAUGCAGUGCGUUAUCUCUCCAAUGACCCCAUUACAUGCAGUGCGUUAUCUCCCCAAUGAUAUCAUUACAUGCAGUGCGUUAUCUCUCCAAUGAUGCCAUUCCAUGCAGUGUGUUAUCUCUCCAAUGAUCUCAUUCCAUGCAGUGCGUUAUCUCCCAAAUGAUCCCAUUCCAUGAAGUGCGUUAUCUCCCCAACUAUCCUAUUACAUGCAGUGCGUUAUCUCUCCAAUUAUCUCAUUCCAAGAGUGUGUUUUCUCCCCAACGAUCCUAUUCCAUGAGUGUGUUAUCUCUCCAAUGAUCCCAUUCCAUGCAGUGCGUUAUCUCCCCAACGAUCCUAUUCCAUGCAGUGCGUUAUCUCUCCAAUGAUCCCAUUCCAUGCAGUGCGUUAUCUCCCCAACGAUCCUAUUCCAUGCAGUGUGUUAUCUCUCCAAUGAUCCCAUUCCAUGCAGUGCGUUAUCUCCCCAACUAUCCUAUUACAUGCAGUGCGUUAUCUCUCCAAUUAUCCCAUUCCAAGAGUGUGUUUUCUCCCCAACGAUCCUAUUCCAUGAGUGUGUUAUCUCUCCAAUGAUCCCAUUCCAUGCAGUGCGUUAUCUCCCCAACGAUCCUAUUCCAUGCAGUGCGUUAUCUCUCCAAUGAUCCCAUUCCAUGCAGUGCGUUAUCUCCCCAACGAUCCUAUUCCAUGCAGUGCGUUAUCUCUCCAAUGAUCCCAUUCCAUGCAGUGCGUUAUCUCCCCAAUGAUCCCAUUCCAUGCAGUGCGUUAUCUCCCCAACGAUCCUAUUCCAUGCAGUGCAUUAUCUCUCCAAUGAUCCCAUUACAUCCAGUGCCUUAUCUCCCCAACGAUCCUAUUCCAUGCAGUGUGUUAUCUCUCCAGUGAUCCCAUUCCAUGCAGUGCAUUAUCUUGCCAAUGAUCCCAUUCCAUGCAGUGUGUUAUCUCUCCAAAUGAUGCCAUUCCAUGCAGUGCGUUAUGUCCCCAACGAUCCUAUUCCAUGCAGUGCGUUAUCUCCCCAAGAUCCUAUUCCAUGCAGUGCGUUAUCUCCCCAAGGAUCCCAUUCCAUGCAGUGCGUUAUCUCUCCAAUUACCCCAUUACAUGCAGUGCGUUAUCUCUCCAAUCAUGCCAUUCCAUGCAGUGCGUUAUCUCCCCAAUGAUCCUAUUCCAUGCAGUGCGUUAUCUCCCCAAUGAUCCCAUUCCAUGCAGUGCGUUAUCUCUCCAAUGACCCCAUUCCAUGCAGUGCGUUAUCUCCCCAAUGAUCCCAUUCCAUGCAGUGCGUUAUCUCCCCAACGAUCCUAUUCCAUGCAGUGCGUUAUCUCCCCAACGAUCCUAUUCCAUGCAGUGCGUUAUCUCUCCAAUGAUCCCAUUCCAUGCAGUGCGUUAUCUCUCCAAUGAUCCCAUUCCAUCCAGUGCAUUAUCUCUCCAAUGACCCCAUUACAUGCAGUGCGUUAUCUCUCCAAUGACCCCAUUACAUGCAGUGUGUUAUCUCCCCAAUGAUACCAUUACAUGCAGUGCGUUAUCUCUCCAAUGAUGCCAUUCCAUGGAGUGCGUUAUCUCUCCAAUGAUCUCAUUCCAUGCAGUGCGUUAUCUCCCAAAUGAUCUUAUUCUCUGCAGUGCUUUAUUUCACUGGUGAUCCCACCCCGUGCAGUGCGUUAUCUCCUCAAUAUCCCCAUGCAGUAUAUUAUUUCUGGUGUUGUUAGUUUGCUCUUUGCAUGUAAUCUCAUUCCUACACGUGGUUCUGAUACAUGGUUUCUUCAUACAGCUGUCCUACUCCUGGAUGCGAUGGAAGUGGCCACAUUACAGGAAAUUACGCCUCCCACCGCAGGUAAGAUUCCCCCUGGGUUCUUUAUCUCUGCUCUGGCUUGCUAGCUUUUAAUUUAUUGUUUGGUACUAUCCCGCAUUCCUCCUUUUUUUUGGCUUAUACAGAUUUCUAUCUCUUCUCUUACAGCCUUUCUGGUUGUCCUCUUGCUGACAAGAGUCUCAGAAAUCUCAUGGCUGCUCACUCUGCUGACCUCAAGUAUGUUUGCGCUGCUCUACUCCCCUUUCCCUGAACGCUACCUCCCCCUUUAAACCUAUCCUCCUUCCGUGGCUCUUACCAAAAUCUGCUGAGACGACUGAGACCCCAUAAUUUAAUAAAACAUCACCAAAUGGCAGAAAACUGUUGGUGGAGAUCACAAUUGGCUCCAAUCUUUAAAGCUCUGAGCAGAUUUUGUUUGACUACAUCAGAGCUAAAUUCUUUAUUCUUUGCAUGUUUUGCUUUUAUUAUUUGCUAUAAAAUGGUUGGGAAACCCAUAUUACAAUCAAUGACAUGUCUCUGCUCCUGUUACGGAACUCAUGGAGUGAAUCUUUUUCUGCAACUUUAAAAUUGUCUGUUACAAAAAAAAAAUGGUUUUAAAAGAAACAAUAUGUCAAUAAAGGGAAAAUUACACUAAUGAAUAAAACAUCCGAAAUCACCUAUAUCUAACCUAUUUUGUCAUGUGAUGCUCCAUUUCUUGUCACCUUCUGGGACCUUUGCAUGUUUUGCAGAGACCCCUAAUGGUGACAUUGAUGCUUGAUGAGCAGUGGCCUAGGGGUGAAGAACAUGUGAGCUAUUCAAACUUGAAUUAGAUGUACUUACAUGAAUACCCUCAAGGCCACCGCCAUCUCCACCUGGUCAACCUUCUUCAGCUGAUGGUACGUCUUCUCCAAGGAGCCAACGUCAGCCCAGUAUUGAGCAUGCAAUUAGGGAGACAAUGAGAAAAAUGACAAAACAUGCGGUGGUACCUUUGCCUUUUGUCAUGUUUUGUCAAGCAGAAGGAAAAUACACAAUAUAAAAUACAUAAAAGAAAUCCCUACUUUGCUUUUUUAUUUUUCAGACCUCACGUAUAUUUGUUGAAUAUAGUGGAUAAAUAAACAUAAUAUUAAAAUCCUGCAAUGUGAUGGUUUCCCUAUAAAAGCUAUUUAAAAAAUAUAUAUUAACAGUUGUUUAAAAUGUUUCAGUGGUUACAAAGACAUUAAUUUAACUAUAUGAAUGAAUGUAUUAAUAAUAUCUGGAAUACCAGUGAAUCAUUUCACAUAUAUAUGUAUUAUUUUGUAGAGGCAUUUCUUUUACAUAAAGAAAACGUUUUCGGAAAAUCAUGAAGCAAAGACUUCAGUUUUUGUGCAUUGUAUGGAUUUUACAGAGAUAAAUGAGCAGUUUUAGGUUUAUUAUAACAAACCGUAUCCUGUGUGUACUUAUAAUCAACAAAAAUAUCAUUUCUUAACCCUUUCUCUCCCGUGUUCCUUCCCAGGUGCCCGACCCCUGGAUGUGAUGGCUCAGGACACAUUACAGGGAAUUAUGCGUCUCAUCGAAGGUGAAUUAUGGGUGAAAUAAUUACCAUUAUUCUAUAUCCUGUACAUUGUUACCGUAAACUCUGACUAAAGCAGUGAAAUUACCCAAAGGAUGGAAAUGUCCAUCUCUUUCCAUCCUCCUUCUCUAAUAGUGUUAUUUACUAAACCAGAAAUGGACACGACAAUUCCCCUCGUCAAUUCGCCACAAUUUCUGAUUUACUAAGAACAACUCCAUCUGUCUUCUCCAGCACCAAACUGCGGCUCAGUCACUGUCGGGGUUAGUUUCUAAAGGAGGGAUGGCUAGGAAGUGAAUUCAGACUGAAUUUCAAAAUAGGCCAAAAUAAGAAAAAUGUCCAAGUCAGUUCAGUUUGGCUAUAGUUUAUUACUGAAAUUCACAAUGAAUUCCUGGCAAUUCUUCAUUUAGUGAAUAACUCUGCAGGUCCAUGAGAAUUCUACGCUCUGUCCCGCUAUUGUUUGUCAUGGUGGAACUGUCUGCGAUCUGAUAGAUCGUGCCUGUCACAAUCAUCCCUCUCUGUCUCUGAAUUUAUAGUUUGUCUGGCUGCCCUCGUGCCAAGAAGAGUGGAAUGAAAAUUACACCCACCAAGGAAGACAAGGACGACCCAGAGCUAAUGAAGUGAGUAAAUUCAAGGAGAAAGAGUGUGAAGCCAUUAAUUAUGAUGAUAUUUUAGACCAGGAAGUGAGGUCUGCCAGUAACUGCAAGGAAAUUGUGUUCAGUCAUUAGGGGGAAUUAACUUGACCAAAGAACGACAGCAAUAAACACAUCAGAGCUUAAUUCCCUAAACAGUGAAUUCUUACGCACGCAGGACAGAGUGGAAAACAAUGCUGAUAUAAUGGCUCAGUCACUGAGUUGGAAUUUUUGUUUUCACAUUAGCUGCUUUGACCCCAAACUUGCAAUUUCAUUCUGUACGCAACGCAACUUUGAAUUAUCCCCCAAAUCUAUCUUAAAUGCAUUGUUGCACAAUAUUAGAAUUAUAGCAGUACAGUUUAUACAUUGCCCACUUAAAACCCAUGACUGGCACCCCUUGGUGUACACGAGCUUGGGUAUGGAAGGGGGAUCACUGAUAAUUACAGAGGGAAUAAUAAUACAUUAAUUAGAGAUAUUAUAUUGGACCCCCUGCUAUACUAAAAGCAUUAAAACACAGAAUCGAAAGGUAUGGGCUGCACAAAUUCAGUAUGCUACAGCAAAUGUAUUCCUCUUAACUUAUAGGAACGUUGUUUUGGCCAUAAAAGGCUUUAAUCACGUUUCUUAAUCCCGUUCCUUUCGUUCUUGUAAAUUAUACAGAGGAGCAAGCAGCUCCCUCAGAACAGAGCUCAGAAUAUGUAUUCAGCUCCGAGAGUGUAGCGGUAUUGAGUUCAAUACUAAAACAUUAUCUUACCAGAUUAUAUCACCUCAAAUAAAUACAACAUCGAAAAUACCUUCUCACAUGCCGCAAACACCACAAAUGCCCUCUCACAUGCCACAGAGAUCACGAAUGCCCUCUCACAUGCCACGAAUGUCCUCUCACAUGCCGCAAACAUCACAAAUGCCCUCUCACAUGCCACAAAUGCCCUCUCACUUGCCACAAACACCACAAAUGCCCUCUCACAUGCCACAAAUACCCUCUCACAUGCCACAAACACCACAAAUGCCUCCUCAAACACUAAAAAUGAAUUCUCAGAUGCCACAAACACCACAAAUGCCUUCUCACAUGCCACAAACAUCACAAAUGCCCUCUCCUAUGUACCAAAUGUCUUCUCACAUGCCACAAACACCAUGAAUACCCUCUCACAUGCCACAAACACCAUGAAUGCCCUCUCACAUGCCACAAACACCACAAAUGCCUUCUCACAUGCCACAAACACUACAAAUGCCCUCUCACAUGCCACAAACACCAUGGAUGCCUUCUCACAUGCAACAAACACCACAAAUGCCCUCUCACAUGCCAGAAACACCAAAAAUGCCCUCUCAUAUGCCACAAACACCACAAAUGCCCUCUCACAUGCCACAGAUGUUUGCAAUUGAACACACGUAACCAGGGUGCUGCAGACUGGGAGGGCCAAGUUCCCAAAGAAAUGCAAUGGUAGUAAAUACAAGUAUCCAGGCACAGCUAAUGGUUUUUAAAAGCCAGUCUUGAUUUGAAACACAGAAAUGGAGACAAUGUUUCAUUUUCUACAGGAGCCUUUGUCAAGUCUUGAGCGUGGUCUGGGAACCUAAAGUAUAUGUGCGGCAAGUUCCGCCCUCACAUUAGGCCUUCCUUGUAGGAAAGCAUUGAAUCAAUGCAUGUCUGUGAGGUUUUUCAACACCUUGGACAUCCUCAUGCAAAGCGUAAGAACAUCCAGAGCCAUUUUACGUGGGUCAAAUUCUGUGACACACCAGGAAGCAGCUCUGGCGGGAGUCUGGUAGACAGUCACCAGAGGAGGUCUUAACCCUGCAAUGUAAACAGCGAAGUUUCUCUGAAACAUGUUUUACAUUGCAGGGUUAAGGGAACAGGGACACUGCACACAGACCAAUACAAUGAGAUGAGAUCUGGGUGCCUUCAGUGUCUCUUUAACCUCACAAUCUCAAUGUAUCAAUUUCCAGAUUGUGUGAUAACAAUGAAGACUGAAGUUAAUCCCAGCUGUCAGUUGAUUACGAUUUCGAAUUUUUAUGUUGUUACCAGUUGAAAAAGGUUGUAACGUUUCUGGAUUAUGAUCACAUGUGAUGUCAGCCAAACCUGGACAUUGUUAUUAAUUUAAUACGAUACUGGAUUAUAAUUUAUCCCAUAAUUUACUUUUCAAAUCUACCUAAUUCAAUGUUGAGUGAAUGAAGCUCUGGAGACUCCUUUAAUUCUGAGGAAAAUGCAUUUAGAAAAAAAUUAUAAUCUAUAUUAAAAUACUUUCAGGACAUAUGUGGGAUACAGUUUACUGCUCAGAGAACUACUGUAUGAUUGCAGUAUUAACAAUAUGCUAUUGGUAACAGUGGCGUGGUAACGACAUGAUUGCAAAGUCUAUUUCUCCUUUGGGGUAUUGAGUUAUUCGCUUGUGAUCGCAUUUAUGACACUUUAUCUUUCUCAAUCCGUGGCCCCCGCUGGCAAGAGAAUUAGGGGCAAAUUAUAAUUCGUUCUGCAAGCAAUUAAAAACCAAGAUUGGUAUCUCAGAUUACACAUCAUUAAAAAAUAUAUAUAAUAAUAAUAACAAUUGUGGUCCUUCACUUACUGUGCAUUGGGAAAGCAAUGCUGUUUGUGAAUAUAUAUAUAUAUAUAUGAAAAGAUCAGAAGAUCUUCACUAGAAGAGUCAUGAUGAAGACUAUGAUGGGUGUUUGCUUGAAGACUUGUCUUAAUUCAUAAUCAUAAUCAACUUUUAAGUAUUACUCAAGUAACAGGGCUUGAAGCUAAUUCUCCAGGGAAAUGGUUUCUCGAUGGCCAAAGAUAGUUCUAAGGAUAGGUUUAGGAAUUAAUUAUUAAAUAUGUUUAAUGUGUAUAUGUGUCACAUAUCCUGGUUUCUUAUGCCGAUUUCUUUUUAUUUUUGUACGUAGGUGCCCCGUUCCCGGCUGUGAUGGUCUUGGACAUAUUAGUGGGAAAUACGCGUCCCACCGCAGCGCCUCAGGUUGCCCGCUAGCUGCCCGAAGACAAAAAGAAAGUGCUCUGAACGGGUCGGCCUUCUCUUGGAAAUCUCUGAAGAAUGAGGGCCCAACCUGUCCCACCCCCGGGUGCGAUGGAUCGGGUCACGCCAAUGGAAGCUUCCUCACUCAUAGGAGGUACGAGUCGAUCUAAAACCAAAUUCCACUCUGGUGUCAGCAAAAAAAAAUACAUCUACCACCUCUUUUUUCACCGUGUCUGUCUAUAAUCAAUAAAACAUGACAAAGAGCAAGUUCAUAGCGUGACAGCUCUGUGUGACCUCCUUGACCACACAUUUCCAGUGAGCAGUAGUUUAUAACCCCUAUAUUGACUUGGUUAUUCACUAAACACAGCAGGUGUCUUUCAAUUUGGAUAUUGUGGCAUAAAAGUAUGAAAUUCAUCUCAAAUUCCAAACAAUUGAAAUUUUUUUUGAUAAAUGAUUAAAAUUAAACUAAUAUGAUUUUUCCCUAAAAGAUGGCAAAAUACAAAUCAAAGUUUGUAUUAUUCUUUCCAACAAGGAUACAAGUUGACUCAAAAACCUACUCUAAAAUUGUAAAUUGUACGUUUCCUGGAUCAGUAGAACAACUGUGUUUAUAUUAAUUUUUACUAAAUUAUAUAUUCAACUUCAUUAAACAAUAGUUUCUGGAUUCGUAAUGAAAGCAUUUGCUGAAUUUCACAGCACUAUUUUUAUAAUUAGUGAAUUCUACAUCUUCACUUACUGUGACGUUCCCCUAUCUACAUCAGUGCGAAAUUUUUUUAAAUAUUUCAUUAUAUCUUUUCAUGCGACAACACUGAAGAAAUGACACUGCUACAAUGUAAAGUAGAAAGUGUACAGCCUGUAUAACAGUGUCAAUUUGCUGUCCCCUCAAAAUAACUCGGCACACAGCCAUUAAUGUCUAAACCGUUGGUGAUAAAAGUGAGUACACCCCUAAGUGGAAGUGUCCAAAUUGGCCCAAAGUGUCAAUACUUUGUGUGGCCACCAUUAUUUUCCAGCACUGCCUUAACCCUCAUGGGCAUGGAGUUCACCAGAGUUUCACAGGUUGCCACUGGAGUCCUCUUCCACUCCUCCAUGCUGACAUCGUGGACCUGGUGGAUGUUAGAGACCUUGCGCUCCCCUACCUUCCGUUUGCGGAUGCCACACAGAUGCUCAAUAGGGUUUAGGUCUGGUGACAUGCUUGGCCAGUCCAUCACCUUUACCUUCAGCUUCUUUAGCAAAGCAGUGGUCGUCUUGGAGGUGUGUUAAGGUAUCAUGUUGGAAUACUGCCCUGCGGCCCAGUCUCCGAAGGGAGGGGAUCAUGCUCUGCUUCAAUAUGUCACAGUACAUGUUGGCAUUCAUGGUUCCCUCAAUGCACUGUAGCUCCCCAGUGCCAGCAGCACUAUUGUAGGCCCAGACCAUGACACUCCCACCACCAUUCUUGACCGUAGUCAAAACACACUUGUCUUUUUACUCCUCACCUGGUUGCCGCCACACACGCUUGACACCAUCUGAACCAAAUAAGUUUUUCUUGGUCUCAUCGGACCACAGAGCAUGGUUCCAGUAAUCCAUGUCCUUAGUCUGCUUGUCUUCAACAAACUGUUUGCGGGCUUUAUUGUGCAUCAUCUUUAGAAGAGGCUUCUUUCUGGGAAGACAGCCAUUCAGACCAAUUUGAUGCAGUGUGUGGCUUAUGGUCUGAGCCCUGACAGGCUGACCCCCCCACCCCUUCAACCUGUGCAGCAAUGCUGGCAGCACUCAUACAUCUAUUUCCCAAAGAUAACCUCUGGAUAUGACGCUGAGCACAUGCACUCAACUUCUUUGGUUGACCAUGGCGAGGCCUGUUCUGAGCGGAACCUGUCCUGUGAAACCGCUGUAUGGUCUUGCCCACCGUGCUGCAGCUCAGUUUCAGGGUCUUGGCAAUCUUCUUAUAGCCUAGGCCAUCUUUAUGUAGAGCAACAAUUAUUUUUUUCAGAUCCUCAGAGAGUUAUUUGCCAUGAGGUGCCAUGUUGAACUUCCAGUGACCAUUAUGAGAGAGUGUGAGAGCGAUAACAUGAAAUUUAACACACCUGAGCCCUUGUAACACUAACGACUCACAUGACACCAAGGAAAGAAAAUGGCUAAUUGGGCCCAAUUUGGAAAAUUCCACUUAGGGGUGUACUCACUUUUGUUGCCAAUGGUUUACACAUUAAUGGCUGUGUGUUGGGUUAUUUUGAGGGGACAGCUAAUUGACACUGUUAUACAGGCUGUACACUUACUACUUUACAUAGUAGCAGAGUGUCAUUUCUUCAGUGUUGUCACAUGAAAAGAUAUAAUAAAAUAUUUACAAAAAUGUGAGGGGUGUACUCACUUUUGGGGGAUACUGAAUGUCGAAAGCAAGCCGUACAAAGUCACUACUGGAAACUUAGUUAAUGUAGGACAUAGUUCUUCGCACAGCCUGUCCUCCACCAAUCUUUAAAUUUCUUUCUUCUGUUAUCUCCAGUUUGUCAGGUUGUCCCAGAGCUUCCUAUGCAGGAAAGAAGGGCAAACUCUCAGGGGAUGAACUUCUAGGCACAAAGUUCAAGAACAGCGAUGGUAAGUGUGUGUUACGGAUGUGAGAAUGAAAACACACUUUAGUAAAACUAUAAAAAUAAAAAGACUGGUACAGGAUAAAACCAGGUUCACAGAAACGAAAACGUAGACCAGUCUUUGUCCGAACUUUGGUUUAACAGCGUACGUUGGCGUUUUUUGAUAAAUGCAUCCUAUAGCCGUUAAUGUCAUUUUAUAACAGGUUUUAGUGUUCAAUAGCAGAGAGAACCUCAGGUCAAGCUCUGCCAACCAGUAUUGUUGCCAAGUCUUAUAAGCAUAUGGCGUAUCCCUGUACAACAAAUAUGAACUUGGCUUUAAUGGGAACUUUUAUAUGAUAUUUGUGGAUACGCUUUUUAAAUUAUUUAAAACCAUGGCAGCCAAUGACAGUGAAUUAUGGUCAGAGGCAAGUAAGUGUAAAGUAUGGUGGCGUAAUCUACAGCUUCCCAUCUGGUAAAAUUCCUGUAGCAUCUUAACUCCCAGCUGGCUGAGGUUUAUUGGAAUUAAUUCAACAACAUGUAUAGAUUCUUCUUGUUGAAUGCUUUGUGGCAUGAUUAUAACAUACUGAAUCUCCUUCGCAGUCUUAGAGAAUGAUGAAGAAAUUAAGCAGCUGAAUAAGGAGAUCAAUGAUCUGAACGAGUCCAACUCCGAGAUGGAAGCAGAUAUGGUGAAUCUUCAAACUCAGGUCAGUACCUUCUAUUCCGUGACCAUGUUAUAUAUCGCCCAAUGGCUGCAAGUUCAACCUAUAAUCCCAGGUAUGAGAGGCCCAAUAAUGUUUUACGUAACUUAUGAGAUGCCUCCCAUAAUUAAAAUGUAACCCAGAUAUGCAGUUUUCCAGUCUGUAAGAGAGGCUGAUCUUCCUCAUCAAUGAGUGUAGUUUAUUAAUACAGUAAAUAUUGUUCUUGAUAACCUCAGUUUUCAUUUCUACCUAUAAGGCUUCCAUGCCACCACUCACUACCUUCAAAUACCAUUUCAUAGUAAUAGGAUUUCAUUCAAGUGUAACAUAUAAUCAUUCCCUUUCCCCAUCUAUUGUCUUCGAUUAAAGUCAAUGAGCUGGUGAUGGUAUUGUUAUGGUGUUAUAGGGUCAUUAGUAAACAUGGCUUACACAUUAAAAAAAAACAGUUCAUUGCCAAAAUGGAUUUAUUCUGAGGAAGUGAUUUAUUUACCAAUAUUAGAAGCAGUGUGUUAGGUAGAUGGUAAGUUUAUUUUGGUGACAUUCCUUCUCUUCCACUCCUUACAGAUCACAUCAAUGGAGAAGAACCUAAAAAAUAUAGAAGAAGAGAAUAAGGUCAUAGAAGAGCAGAAUGACGCCCUGUUUGUCGAACUUUCUGGGCUAAGUCAGGCCCUUAUCCGAAGUCUUACCAACAUCCGCCUUCCUCACAUGGUACGGAAUAUAAAAGUUAAAUGUUGGAUCGAUGGGUCGAUGGAUGGACAGGUGGAAGGGUGGUUGGAUGAAUGGAUAAAUGGAAAAAAAGAUGCUGUCGUAAAAAUACCUCACAGUUUCCCUAUACUAUAUUGAAUAGUAGAGAAAAGUCUUCAAACAAAAUAUUAAUUUAUGUUAAUAAAAAUAAUUGUACAAAACGAAAAUGUUGGUAAUUCAGCAAAGACCGAAUUACAACAUACUGUUUUGGGUCAUUCAAUUCUUAUAAUUGCAUUUUUGGAAUGUAUGUUAUCUGUUCCUGUCUGUGUAGUUUGUCUUGUUUGUUUAGAUUUUUUAUUUUUUACAGUAAGCCAAUAAAGAAAAAACAUCAGAUUUUGUAUGGUGCCAUAUAUCCUAAUCUUAAGCCACCAGAUGUUUGUGGUGUCGUUCAUUUCAGUAGACACAGUUCUUGCUUGCCCCCGUGUUAGUGCGUUGAUUUUUUUGGGUUGGUCGUUAAGCGCAAUGUUUGUUUUUUAUUUACAGGAGCCAAUCAGUGAACAGAAUUUCGAUGCCUAUGUGAAUAAACUCACUGACAUGUACACCGACCAGGAAUGUUACCUCAAUCCGGAGAACAAAGCUUUGCUCGAAAGCAUCAAACAAGCUGUCAAAGGGAUUCAGGUGUAACAUAGGAAUAUGAGAAUUUUCCAGUUGAGUAUUCAGGUCCACAAGCCAAAUGGUUUGUGCAUUGAAUCACAAAACUUAAAGGACCAAAAUGAGUUAAAAAAACUAAACAAAAAAACUAAAUAAAUUAAUGAGGAACCGGAUGGAAAUGUUGAACGCCAAUUUGGAAACGAAGCUGAAAGAAAAUAUAAAUUAUUUUGUUUUAUUCUUAAAUGUAUCGGCCUGAUACUGGAAAAUGAGGAGAAAGGACCAUGCUCACUUACGCAAUCCAGGAUACAAAGAUGAGUUUUUAUGACCAAUUAAGGGCCAGAUUGACUGCAAAGUGAACAAAGCCUGCCCUUUCUAUUUUCAGGGUAUGAUGAUACAUUGUGGACCAUUUAACCAAGAGCAAAAACCCUGAGGUUCAUUCUUGGACCAAACUUAACCAGACGCCAAAACAGAAGAUUUAUCUCGACAGAUAAGAUAUCUGCCGAACCCAUCAGGAUUUUUAUUUUUUUAUUUUUAUUUUAUUAUUAUUUUUUUUUAAUAGAAAGGUCCGGCAGAGGAGUAAAAAGACAAGUAUUAUACACAAGAAAAAAAAAUCUUCUUUAUUUUUCACAAAAACAUUUUAAAUGAGCAGUUCUGUAAUUCCUUCUGAAGCGCAAAGGGUUAAAGGUUCUCAGGGAAAGCUUUCGGGGUUACAGCUGCGUCGUUAAUUUUUUAUUUUCUGUCUUAACUUUCUCGCUACCAGGGGGUAGGGGUUAUGUUCAAAUCGUACCGCAGUGCAAACUGGCAUGCAGCUGUGUCCCCUCUAGAAUGCGUUUCCAGUUUGCUGCCAGAACAAAGUCACUUAAGCGGUGUUGAGUGGGUGUGUGUAUUUAUGUGCGUAUGGGAGGGCCAUCUCCUUCUCUUUGUAUGGAAGGCCACCUCCUUCUCUUUGUAUGGAAGGACAAGCUACUUCUAUGUGUAUGGAAGGGCCAUCUCCUUCUAUGUGUAUGGAAGGGCAAGCUCUUUCUAUUCAUAAGGGACGGACAAUUCCUUCUGUCCAUAUAGCAUGGCCAGUUCCUUCUAUUGUAUGGGAUGGCCAGUUACGUCUGUCUGUAUGGAAUGGCCAGUUGCUUCUGUCUCUAUGGGAUGGCCAGUUCCUUCUGUCCAUAUGGUAUGGCCAGUUCCUUCUAUUGUAUGGGAUGGCCAGUUCCUUCUGUCUGUAUGGAAUGGCCAGUUCCUUCUGUCCAUAUGGGAUGGCCAGUUCCUUCUGUCCAUAGGGGAUGGCAAGUUCAUUCUAUUGUAUGGGAUGGCCAGUUCCUUCUGUCUGUAUGGAAUGGCCACUUCAUUCUAUCUGUAUGAGGCAGCCAGUUCCUUUUGUUGUAUGGGAAGGCUAGUUCCUUCUGUUGUAUGGGAGGGCCAGUACCUUCUGUCUAUAUGGGAGAGCCAGUUCCUAGUGUCAUUAUCCAGUGUCUAUAAUUUCGAGAGUUCUAUCUGUCUUGGUUCUCUUAGUGCAGCCCUGUAGGAUAUGUAUAGUGAAGAUACGUUUUAGCAGUAAACCCUGUACCAGGCAGGAAUUCAGGUACAGGUUUAGCAUAAAUGGUCCUGGCUCAACCUCUUCUUCUCCUUGCGUGAUUUGCAAUUUGACAUACAUAAUAUAUUGGGCUCUCACUUCUUUCCUCAUGUGAAGAAGUGAAGGGUUGAGCUAGUAGAGAGAAUACUCUCCAUUCUGUUGGCCAGGGAGUUAUAUAUUGUAACCUAUCUUUUGACAAGCAAUUAUCGGUUAACAGAAUGAGACAAGAUAUGGGGUACAAAUUUAAUAGAAGAGAUUUUGUUUUUACUUUGUAAAUCUUGAUAUUACAGCAUGGAAGAUGGGUCGAUUGCUAAAUUUUAGCAGGUUAAGCUAGAUGCCCCAUGCUUGCUGUUGGCAGACAAGCUUGAAAUGGACACCUACAUAUUGUAUGUCCAAGGUCUACAGAGACUAUAAAGCGGCUUUAAAAUACCAUCAAAGUUAUACUCACUCCUGCUAGAGCUGUAUUAACUACUAGGUCAACUUUGACAACUCCUAUGAACUUAUCUUACAUGGUGGAAGAUGACCUGACAUUGGGAUCCAGAGUCAAUAUAGGGCAAUGCCUACAUUCUGCUCUCUGCCCCUACACAUUGUUGAAUAUGUGUUCAGGAAAUAAGCUCUCAAUGUAGUGACCCAACCUGGGCCCUUCUCUGUUUUAAUCUGGCUCUGAAUUCUGUUUAACUGCGCUUUCUGCAUAAUGUACCCUGUGUCCUUAGCUGAUGACUGGUUAGCCAGGAUUCUGAUGGUCAAUUGAGAUUCACCGUAAAGAUGAGUACAAAAGAGAUUUAUCUAACUCUUCCACGGUGCGCUAUAAGACCUGCACAUAUCCCUGAGAGUAUUCUGGAUGUAAAGUUUCGAAGGUCUUGAUCACACACUGUACAGAUAGAGCAAUACAUGUAAAUGUAGGAAAUAAAUAAGUAAAACCUAUUUAGCAAGGAUUCCAGCUAACCUGGAGAUGACAUUACAAUCACCACCAUCUAAUACCAUAGACCUUGGUCUUAAAAUUGUGGUGGAAAGAUGGUUCUGCAUGUAUAGAACAAAGAGAUGAAUUUAUCAGAAAGUGAAGUUUGACCUUUGUAAAUUCUAUACAGGUUAAUGUAGCAGGUGGUUGUAUUCAUGUAAUCCAAAAUGAUGUCUUGGGCCUCGGCAGCAAGUAAUCUUUUUUUUAUUUUUUAAAAAGACUUAAAACUGCGUACAUGUUCUUGUACAUAAAGUCUAAUCCAGAUGUGAAUAAGAAUCAGCUAGUAUUUUGCCAGUAGAACAGCUGCACUUCCACGGAUAACUUAGUUUUAUUAUCUUGUAAAUUAUUUAAUUUCUAAUUUAUUCAUAAAACCAUAUGUGGAUCUUCUACUAUUUAUUAUGUUAAUUUAUUCAAUUUUUUUUCGUUGGACUUAUUUUAACUGGAUACCACACGUGAAUAGGGAGAAAGGAGUUUAAAUAUAAGAGAAAUAAAUUAAUAAUAACCUUUUGACAAUAAAUUAUAUUCCAUGGGUGGAAAAAAAUGCUAUCUACAGCUAAUAGUUUUGAUGAAACCUAGUUAUUUUUUAUAAAUUUUUGUUAUUUAUUCUUUUAAACAAUGGGAAUUUUUUUAAAGAUAUUUUAUAAUGGAGGAGUUUUGAUAUUUUUUUUGUUUUUGUUUCAUUUUACUGGGAAAAAGGGAAAAAAUAAUAUUUUUUUUCUUCACUUUCAUUCCUUUUGUUUUGUUUUGAUUUGUGUAACUCUUUUGGAGAUGGAAAUGACUUUGGUGGCUUUCUGCGGAACUCACCAUUGCCAUUUCUACAUCCAAAGACGGUCACUAUGUUUCAGGCACUGAUGACAGUAUAUUGAAAAAAAUGCUGUAUUUAUUUAUUAAUUAUUUAAGUAAAAUGGACUUGUGAACUUGUUGUAUAUUUAUUUUGUCAUGUUUGUGAGUCUGUUAAUGUGAUUGUUUAUGUGAAGAAAUCCUGUUAAUAUUUAAAAUUAAAAAAAAAUCAAAAAAUUUAAAAUAAAAGGUUGCAUUGAAGGCUGAUACAGACUAUCUGUUAAUCUCUGCUAAUCUCUCCGAUACUGUGAUUCCGGCCUCAGGGAAAAUACAAAACCAACCUGACUACACUUCAG
Pelobates cultripes (western spadefoot toad) is the source of this 34206-nucleotide messenger RNA. The record is from the annotation of a GenBank genome assembly. Lineage: Eukaryota; Metazoa; Chordata; Amphibia; Anura; Pelobatidae.